GCAUCCGGUGAAUCGCCAUCGUUCCUCUCCUCUGUGCUCUCAGGGGAGGCUGGGGCAAGGUGCAGACAAACCCCGUGGAGGCACAGGGCAGAGUCCCCCGGUGCUGGAGCAUCUGCCAGCCGGGACCAGGGCUGGACCGUCCCCGCUGCGGGGAGCCCCGGGGGGCAGGAGGAGGAUCAGCCGCGCCCGAGCGAGAGGGAAAGGCCAGCUGAAGCUGUCCAUCGAGGUGCGGGGCCGGUCGCUGGUGCUGCACGUCAUGGAAGCAAAAGGUCUGAUGGGAGCAGAGUGCCGUGUGUGUGACUCCUAUGUGAAGAUGUCCAUUGUGCCAGAUGCUGACUGGAAGUGCAGGCAGAAGACCAAGACUGUUCCAGACAGCAAAAAUCCUGUGUUCCACGAGCACUUUGUGUUCCCAGUGCAAGAGGAGGAUGAGCAGAAGCGUCUCCUGGUCACAGUGUGGAACAGAGACAGGAAUUCCAGGCAGAGUGAACUGAUCGGCUGCAUGAGCUUUGGGGUGAAGUCCCUGCUGUCCCUGGACAAGGAGAUCAGUGGCUGGUACUACCUCCUCGGGGAGGACCUGGGCAGGACCAAGCACCUGAAGGUGGCCAUGAGGAGGCUGAAGCAGAGCACAGAGGUCAAGCUGGGAAGUCCAGGUGCAGCCCGGGAGAGGCAGGACGCUGUGACCCUGCAGCAGCUGAAGAUCACCAUCCCUCGGGGCACUGAUGGCUUUGGCUUCACCAUCUGCUGCGACUCCCCAGUCCGUGUGCAGGCAGUGGACUCUGGUGGCCCAGCAGAGAAGGCAGGUCUGCAGCAGCUCGACACGGUGCUGCAGCUGAACGAGCAGCCCGUGGAGCACUGGAAAUGUGUGGAGCUGGCACACGAGAUCCGGAACUGUCCCACAGAGAUCAUCCUCCUGGUGUGGAGGCUGGUGCCUCAGGUGAAGGCAGCCCAGGAGGGCAUGGCCCGCAGGUCCUCCUGCAGAUCCUCGCAGGAGCUGCAGUCGCCGCCGCAGAAGCGGGAGAAGAGCGGGGCGGAGCAGCGCCGCAGCUGCCACCUGCUGUACCAGGGGCUGGGGCUGCACACCUGGGACAGGCACGGCCAGCUGGCCAAGCGGGGCCAGAGCACCCUGCCGGCCCUGUCCCGCCUGCCCUCCGCUGCCGACCACAACUACAUCAUCCUGGCGCCUCUGGACCCGGGCAGCCAGCUGCUGAGGCCAGUGUACCAGGAGGACGACUCUACUGUGGGGAAUGGCUGCAAAGGGAAAUCCCACACGGGCUCUGGGAGGAAAUCCAGGCUGAUGAAGACUGUGCAGACCAUGAAGAGCCCUGGGAACUACCAGAACUGCACCAUAGUGAGGCCUCACAUCCCCCAUUCCUACGGCACCUACGUGACCCUGGCUCCCAAGGUGCUGGUGUUCCCCAUCUUUGUGCAGCCCCUGGAUCUUUGCAACCCAGCCCGGACUCUGCUGCUGUCGGAGGAGCUGCUCCUUCUGGAGAGCAGGAACAGAACUACACAGGUGACUCUCUUUGUCUACUCUGACCUGCUGCUGUUCACCAAGGAGGACGAGCCCGGGCGCUGCAACGUGCUGAGGAACCCUCUGUACCUGCACAGUGUCAAGCUGCAGGAGGGUUCAGAAGAUCGCAAGUUCUGCAUCCUUUACCUGGCAGAGAAGUCGGAGUGCUUAUUAAGUUUGGAGGCUUACUCCCAGGAGCAGAAGAAGAGGAUCUGCUGGUGUCUGGCUGAGAACAUCACCAAGCAGCAACAUCCAGCAGCAGCUCCUACGGAGAGCAAGAUGCUGGAGACGGACGCCGAGCAGCCGGGGCAGAUGCACUCGGAGGAUGGGAAGGCAGCAGCGGGGGCCCCUCCGGCUGCCGAGGCAGCGGCUCUGGCCGAGCCCCGGGAUGCUCUGGGGGCCACCCCGGCUCCUCUGCUGCUGGAAAAGCAGCCGGUGGCCACGGCAAAGAGAGAGGAGCAGCGCAGCUCCCUGGCAGCCUUUGUCAUCCCCGAGCUGCGGCUGGACAGCACCUUCAGCCAGAGAGCGGCGGGCAGCGCCACGGACGGCGAGGACGAGGAGGAGGACGAGGAGGAAGAUGAGGAUGAGGAGGAUGAGGAGGAGGACAGCGACGAGCAGUACCUGGACAGGAACGAGCUGAAGCGCAGCAGCAUGAUCGAGACGUCGGGCGGGCAGCCCGGCUACACGCUGAGCGUGCAGGGCUCGCUGCGGCGCCGCACGCACAGCGAGGGCAGCCUGCUGCAGGAGCCCAGGGGCCACUGCUUCACCUCCGACACCACCCUGAACUGCUCCGACAGCCCCGACACCGCCGAGCGCUGGGCGCUGCCCUCCCCGCGCACCCUCAAGAAAGAGCUGGUCAAAAACGGCGGCUCCAUCCACCAGCUCUCGCUGCUCUUCUCGGGCCACAGGAAGCUGAGUGGAGCAGACCCUGAGUGCAGCUGUGACGAAGGAGACGAGAGCUCCCGCAAGAAACGCAGCAGGAGCCUAGCCAAGGACAUGAAGAACCGCCUGGGGAUUUUUCGGCGGCGGAACGAGUCCCCCGGAGCCAACCCCUCCGGCAAACUGGACAAAGUGCUCAAAUCCCUCAAGCCCACUCCCGAGGAAGCACUCAAGUGGGGGGACUCCCUGGAGAAGCUGCUGCUGCACAAAUACGGGCUCGCUGCCUUCAGGGCCUUCCUGCGCACCGAGUUCAGCGAGGAGAACCUGGAGUUCUGGCUGGCCUGUGAGGAGUUCAAGAAGAUCAAAUCCCAGUCCAAGAUGGUGUCCAAGGCCAAGAAGAUCUUCUCAGAGUACAUUGCCAUCCAGUCCUGCAAGGAGGUCAACCUGGACUCCUACACCCGGGAGCACACCAAGGAGAACCUGCAGAGCAUCACCCGCAGCUGCUUCGACCUGGCCCAGAAGAGGAUCUACGGGCUGAUGGAGAAGGACUCGUACCCCCGCUUCCUGCGCUCCGACCUCUACCUGGACAUAAUCAACCAGAAGAAGGGCAGCUCCCCGCUGUAGGCCCAGGGACUGACUGGGGCAGGCUGGGAGCUGUGUGUUUACAUGGAAUUGGGCAUGGAGGCCUUCCUGGGAGCUGCUUGUGCCCCCAGGACACGGGGCAGCUGGAGGCACCGAGCUGGGGCCGAGGGACAGCCAGGCAGGCUGGUACUGCUGCAGCUCCUCCCCACCAUCGCUGGUACGAUGCCUUCGGCCUGGAUUGAGCAGGAGGGAGCUCCCACGAGACUACUGUGAAGCUCCUGCCCCAGCCAGAGCCUUGCUGGAAGGUGGAGAGCGAGCCCAGCUCAGCAAGGAGGAGGAGUUCUCGUGCAGGGCUCUGGCGAGGGGCCAGCAGCACCGACACAAACACACAAACCUUAUCCUGGAUUAAAUCCUUGUGAACUGGAGCAGCCCCAGGACGCUGCUGUGCUUCCCUGUGCCCUGGGCUCUGGAGCAGCUCUGGCAGAGCCCGGCGCUUCCCUGGCUCGUGGUGGGUGCCCCGGAGCAGCGAGAGCCGGGUCCUUGCCCUGUGCUGGAGGUGUGCAAAGCACCCCCUCCUGCCCUCCCCUGUUUAUUUAUUGCCCUCCUGUAGCUGGACACGUUGCUGUGUGAUAGGGACCCCGUGCCCUCCCCGUUCCCGAGUUACAAGUGCAAUAUUGGUGUGUGUCGCGGCCGAGCUCUCCGGCGGAGUGGAUGCCUUCUUCUUUUUCCAAGUGCGUAGAUUUGGUCAGGCAGCAGGUUUGGUGUGCCAGACCCAUUCCCUGGCAGCAGGCAGCUGGGGAGCCUGGUGUAAAUAUCAGUGUAUCCAUGCCCUGACGACGGAGGGGUCGGUGGUGGAGCACAGCAAACUCUGCAGCAGCCGCUCUCCUGACUCUGGAUAACAAUGCUGUGUUUGGGAAGAGGGGCUCCUGCUGGCCCUGGCAGGGCAGGGUGCACUGCCUGCCUCCCAGUUUACAGUGCAAAGCAUCUCUGCAGCUAGAAAAAAAAAAACCUACAUUGUCAUGGCCAUUGGUAAAUAAAAGGAGAAUAUAAUUUCUGGUA
Oenanthe melanoleuca is the source of this 4030-nucleotide messenger RNA. RefSeq names its product regulator of G protein signaling 3 (gene RGS3). Gene Ontology annotation, cellular component: plasma membrane; nucleus. The transcript has 24 exons. Gene Ontology annotation, biological process: signal transduction. Lineage: Eukaryota; Metazoa; Chordata; Aves; Passeriformes; Muscicapidae. Bases 257 to 3013 code for a protein of 918 amino acids. The record is from RefSeq and is a predicted model, not a curated record. Gene Ontology annotation, molecular function: protein binding.